CUGCGCAUGUGCGGGAGGCGCCCGAGUUUCCCUUUGCAACUUUUGAGUGACGGGGACGCCGCCCCAGCCGGCCAGGUGCAGACGCCGCGCCUUCGCCGCAGGGAAGCCUGUGAAGGCUGGCGCUCCCCGGUCUGGGGUCAGGACGGCCCUGCAGGAAAUGAGUAGCAGGCCCGAGGCGUCCUCGGAGGCGUCUGGGGCUGCCUCUGUGUGUGCCAGAGCCGAAGCCGGAGCCGGCUCCAAGUGAGGACCUCUCAGAGGGACGCACCCACAGUCCUCCCUGCUGGUUUUCUCUCUAGGGAGGACAGUCGCGAUGACCGGCCCCCGGUCCCUGGAGCUGUGGCAGUCCGAGGUGGUGUCCCUGCGUGGGCGGCUGGGCCUCGGGGACCGGCCCAACGACUCCUACUGCUACAACUCAGCCAAGAACAGCACCGUGCUGCAGGGGGUCACCUUUGGAGGCGUCCCCACCGUCCUGCUCAUAGACGUCGUUUGCUUCCUGUGUUUAAUUUCGGUGUUUACCAUCAUAAGAAGGAGAUUCUGGGAUUAUGGCCGCAUUGCACUGGUGUCGGAAGUUGACAGCGAGUCCAGAUUCCAGAGAUUAUCUUCAUCUUCCUCUUUCGGGCAACAAGAUUUUGAAAGCGAGCUGGGAUGCUGCCCCUGGCUGACCGCCAUCUUCCGACUGCAUGAUGACCAGAUCCUGGAGUGGUGUGGGGAGGACGCCAUCCACUACCUGUCCUUCCAGAGACACAUCAUCUUCCUGCUGGUGGUGGUCAGCUGCUUGUCCCUGUGCGUCAUCCUGCCUGUCAACCUCUCGGGCGACUUGCUGGACAAAGACCCUUACAGUUUUGGGAGGACAACGAUAGCAAACCUGCAGACCAACAAUGACCUUCUGUGGCUGCACACCAUCUUUGCUGUCCUCUACCUCAUCCUCACCGUGGGCUUCAUGCGGCACCACACCCAGUCCAUCUGGUACAAGGAAGAGAGCCUGGUGAGGCGGACCCUGUUCAUCACGGGCCUCCCGAGAGACACCAAGAAGGAGACCGUGGAGAACCACUUCCGGGAUGCGUAUCCCACAUGUGAGGUGUUGGACGUUCAGCUGUGCUACAACGUGGCCAGACUGCUGUCCCUGUGCAGGGAGAGGAAGAAGACGGAGAAGAGCCUGAGCUAUUACACGAGCCUACGGGCAAAGACAGGCCAGUGGACCCUGAUCAACCCCAGGCCCUGUGGCCAGUUCUGCUGCUGCGAAGUGCCCGGCUGUGAGUGGGAGGACGCCAUCGCUUACUACACGCGUCUGAAGGACAGGCUGACCGAGAGGAUCAUGGAGGAGGAGCGCCGGGUCCAGGAGAGGCCACUGGGGAUGGCAUUCGUCACCUUCCAGGAGAAGUCCAUGGCCACCUACAUCCUGAAGGACUUCAAUGCGUGUAAGUGUCAGAGCCUGCGGUGCAAAGGAGAGCCCCAGCCGUCCUCCUGCAGCGGGGAGCUCCGCACCUCCAAAUGGACAGUGGCUUUUGCCACUUACCCCGAGGACAUCUGCUGGAAGAACCUGUCCAUCCAGGGCUUCCGCUGGUGGUUCCAGUGGCUGGGUAUCAACUUCACGCUCUUUGUGGGACUGUUUUUCCUGACCACGCCCUCCAUCAUCCUGUCCACUAUAGACAAGUUCAAUGUCACCAAACCCAUCCACGAGCUGAACGACCCCAUCAUUAGCCAGUUCUUCCCGACCCUUCUGCUCUGGUCCUUCUCAGCCCUGCUCCCCACUGUCGUGUACUACUCCACACUGCUGGAGUCUCACUGGACCAAGUCUGGAGAGAACCGGAUCAUGAUGUCAAAAGUCUACAUAUUUUUGAUCUUCAUGGUGCUGAUCCUGCCUUCCCUGGGCCUCACCAGUCUGGACUUUUUCUUCCGGUGGCUCUUUGACAAAACUUCCUCAGAAGGCUACAUCAGGCUGGAGUGCGUCUUCCUGCCUGACCAGGGUGCCUUCUUCGUGAACUACGUCAUCGCCUCGGCCUUCAUCGGCAACGGGAUGGAGCUGCUCCGGCUGCCAGGCCUGGUGCUCUACACCUUCCGCAUGUUCAUGGCCAAGACGGCAGCCGACCGCAGGAAUGUCAAGCAGACCCAGGCCUUCCAGUACGAGUUCGGCGCCAUGUACGCGUGGGUGCUGUGUGUCUUCACGGUCAUCAUGGCCUACAGCAUCACCUGCCCCAUCAUUGCACCCUUCGGCCUCAUCUACAUCCUGCUCAAGCACAUGGUGGACCGGCACAACCUCUACUUUGCCUACCUCCCGGCCAAGCUAGAGAAGAGGAUUCACCUGGCAGCCGUGAACCAGGCUCUGGCUGCGCCCAUCCUCUGCCUCUUCUGGCUCUGUUUCUUCUCCUUCCUACGUCUGGGUCUGAGGGCCCCCCUCACCCUGUUCACGCUCCUGGUUGUGCUGCUCACCAUCUUGGUCUGUGUGGCCUACACCUGCUUCGGAUGUUUCAAGCACCUCAGCCCGCUGAACUACAGGACGGAGGACUCGGGCAGUGACAGAGGAAGUGAGGCAGAUGCCCCCAGGCCAGCAGCCUUCACGCCCUACGUGCCCCGGAUUCUGAGCGGCCUGUCCUCAGAGAGAACAGCCCUGUCCCCGCAGCAGCAGCAGACCUAUGGCGCCAUCCACAGCAUCAGCGAGACUGUCCCAGGGCCCCGGGGACAGUGACAGCAGCGUACCUGCCUACCAGGAGGCCUGAGGGCUGCCGGGCCAGACUCGGAGCCAGGAGAGGAGACCCAGGCCGGAAGGUGGCUUGACUCAGGCCCCAGCCGAGCCCAGGAUGACUUCCCACCGGUUUUAAGCACAGCUGCUCUUAAGCGAUGGAACCGGAAAGGUGUUCUUGCCCUUGGCCGAGGGGGCAGGCUGGGACUGCCAUGGGGUGGUGAGCACUGGCCUUUCUGGCCACAGUAGAGGGGACGGGAGCUUCGCAGCUCUGAGCCCGGCUCAUUUCCAGGUCCCCCUCCUGCACAAACGUCCAGCUCUGUGGCUGGGAUGCCGUCCCUGGGGAUUUUGGGCAGAAUCCCAUAUUAGAAUUGUGCACCCAUAGCCCCACUGCCGUGGUGACGGACUCUGGUACGAGGGAGGACACGCGACUUGCCAGCCCCAGAAGACCCCUCAACUAGCCAAUAACCAAAAAGCCUGCAGCGGAUCCCAGCUGGAGAGGGGGUCCAGACGAUGGCUGGUGUCCAGCCCUCCCCCUCCAAUCUGGGAGCUGCUGUGGGAACAGGCGGGCAGUGGGCCAGGCCCUGCUGGCUGGGCUGCAACCCUGGCUGAAAGGACAGGUGGCUCCUUCCUUUUUCUCCCUGUGGGGAUGGGGACUGGCAGCCUCCCACGGCCUCCAGGGGGUGCCAGAGGCACAGGGGCCAGGUGGGUGGUAGCCCAGGCCACCUGCCACCCACCCCUCCUCCCCCAACAGCAGCCCCAUACUCUGGGCAGCCAGGGACAUGAGGAGGGGGUGGAGUGUCCUGGUGCCCCCCGCCCCCGGGCCUGUUCCGCCCUUCCCAGUGGGGACCCCCCUCCCCAACCCAGACCCAACCUGCCAGCUGUACUGGGAUGGCUUCCCAUUUGGGACGGGUAUGCCCAUGUCACCUGCUUCCAGCCAUUCUUAGGAAUAGAAUCAUUUAUCAUCACUGA
This is a messenger RNA of Neogale vison (American mink), 3652 nucleotides long. RefSeq names its product transmembrane protein 63A (gene TMEM63A). Gene Ontology annotation, cellular component: plasma membrane. NCBI's taxonomy places the organism in Eukaryota, Metazoa, Chordata, Mammalia, Carnivora, Mustelidae. The transcript has 24 exons. The record is from RefSeq and is a predicted model, not a curated record. Gene Ontology annotation, molecular function: calcium-activated cation channel activity; nucleic acid binding. Bases 311 to 2686 code for a protein of 791 amino acids.